GCGGUGUGAGAGUGCUGUUCACUUUUAAAGACAGCAUGUGUUCAGAUAUCGCCGCAUAUUGGAUACUUAAUUUUAAAAGGUAAUGCCUAUUAAAAAGAAGGCUUAAGAUGUCCGUUGAAGUGUUGGAAAAUGACUUGAUUAACUUACACGAUGGAUCGCCUAUAUUACCCAGAUCGCCCAUUGUUACCGACUUGGAUGAUGAGGAGUAUGAUAAUAAUUUAAUAGACUCAGAGUUGCCUGUUCUGGAGAAAACGUUACAAACAUCUCAAUAUGUUCCUGCAACUGACUCUAGACGCACCAGUGUAGAUAUAGAAGAUAUAUUAAUUACCAUUGAUGAUGAUGAUGAUGAAGAUGAUGAUAAUCACGAUGGUUUAAAUACGAGUGGUUGUGAUAACAGAGAAGCUUUAAUUGUUUUGCAAAAUCUAGAUGAAAUUUUAAAUGCUUGUCUAUCGGAUUGUAACGAAGAUUUGGAAAACGUUCUAUUAAAUAAUGUGGUUUGCGAGCAAACUCCACAAACCAUAGAGGAAUGCUUGAAAGAUUUAGAUAAUUAUUUAAAGGCGUUGGAUACGAGUGGGUGCGAUGAGUCUUUGGAAGAUUCAAACGCAGCCAGUUGCAUGGACGAUCAGUCAAGCACGAGCAGCGAGAGUUUGUUAACAGACUCGGUUUUAAGCGAUGACCUUAAAACUACUUCGGAGGAGACGAUUGACGAAGUGAGUCUCAGAAAUAGGUUGAAACUUAUGGAAGAAAAUUACACGAAAUUCGUGGCAUCCGGGUGUGUAAAUCGGGGUUACAUCGAUACGGAAAACAACAACAAUGGAGUGGAUAUCCGGAGACCAUUAUCCGCGUGCGGAGUACGUAGCGGAGCGUUAAACAGGAACCACCCGCACAGGGUGACAGUGGCGGUAGUGCGCAGGGAGCGGCCUUCGCUCAACCGAACCCCGUUACGUAAGUCGCUUGAGAUUGGCAAUAACAAUGGCUCCAGGUGCGCUCAGAACGGUACAUCCGGGCCAGCUGUCGAUUCAGACGAAAACAUCGACUGGAGCUGGGUGCAGGAUGUGGCACGAGACGUGGUGGAAGAACGACGCGCACACGCUUCUGGUGAUUGCUAUACCGGAACCGUGGUGGUCGAGCCGCUGGGCAGAACAUUUAGGCCAGGCAGUUCUUCGGACACAGCGAUGCCUAGAGAAGCUAAAGAUGAGGAACGUCGCGGCAACACGUGGUUGCGCAACUCGAUGCGCCGUCUGCGGCACUUCCGACUUCCCAGCGAUACACAACAGCCAAAUCAAUCCGAAAGUGCGAACUCAGCUUCUGUCACGGACGCUCCAAGACUGGAACCUUUCACAGCUCCGGUGACUUCAACUCCUGUAGUCGUUCGCCCAGUAAGUGCCCCGUCUCGUCUGCCGCCGUCUACGGCCACGAACCGGACUCAAAGGUCCUCCAGGUCGCGUUCUCGCGACUCUAACGGUAGUGGAGUGUCUCAGGAACCUGCUCGUAGUAGUUCCGCGUCUUCGCGCUCCCGGAGACCAAGGAGUCUCUCGUCAAGUGAAUCGAGUUUAGCGACCAGUGUUGACAGUACGCCCAGUUGUACUCCUGCCGCAUCACCCACUCAACAAUCGCAGGAACCGAAUGUUAAUACAUCAGUCCCCAGAAGACAAUGUGACAGAACAAGAAACAACGAUAUGCCAGAAGCAGACAGUCCCUUGGGCCAAUGGCCAAACAGUCUUAGCUCCAUGAUGGCUUGUCUGGGUUGUACGCUGGGUGUCUUUAAUAUAUCAAGGUUUGCCAUCCUGACCGUUCAUUUUGGAGCCAAUUUCAUCUUUCAGUUUAUUUUCCUUUCCUUCAUCUUUGGCCUGCCUCUAUUUACCCUCCAGUUGUGUCUAGGACAGCAGCUGGGAGCCGGGGUUAUAGAUAUGUGGAAGAUCUCGCCUCUUUUUCAAGGAGUCGGAGUGUCGCUGCUUAUUGCGCAGGCGUUGAUGGGGCUCUACAGCAUUAUAGGGGUGUCGUGGAUGUUCGUGUUUUUUCGCGACUCGUUUAUUACAAAAGUGGAUAAAUACCGAUGGGCUGAACCCUUUAUAUACUACCGAAACGAGAUUCAACCAUCAAACCUUAAUGGAAGCUACAAAUUAACGGAAACGAUUCCGGACUACUUUAACGGAGUAGUCUUGCAAAGACAUCAUUUACCCUCUGGAAAUGCCUAUGGGACAAUCAAAUUUCAAUUGGCGUUUAAUCUGGCUGUAGUGUGGUUGAUUGUAUUUGUUUCAUUGAGCAAAGGUUUAAGAUCAUACGGCAAAGUUAUCUACGGAUUUAUUUUGCUUCCUGUUUUUGGAAUGUUCAUUUUGUGUGCAAAAAUAUUAGGAUUAAUGCCACCGGAGUUUAUUAAUAUCAUUUUUCCUGAGACGUCUUGGGGAGAGUUCUUUAUUAACCCUAAGUGUUGGCUGGCAGCAGCGCAAGAGGCUUUUUUAACAUGGGGGCUUCUGGGGGCUGCUGUAAUGCAAAUAGCAUCACAUAAUAGACAUAAGCAUUUACUUCAAAGAGAUUCUAGUCUUGUAAGCAUUAUAACAUUUUCAAUUUUAUUAAUGGUCGCUUUUUUGGCAAACACAUGUGUUCAGAUACUUAAGUCUUAUGGAUAUAGUUAUCAGCCUAAUUCAUUUGAAAGAAUGUCUUCUUAUUCUUUUCUGAGAUACGCCAAAGAUCCUUUACCUCCAACAUUAUCAAAUACUCCAAUACGAUAUAUGACCCAUAAUUCUUUUAUUGUUGGGGAAAGAAUCACUAGACCUGGAUUAGAUCAUACUUUAGACAGUGGUUAUCAGGCAUUAAGAUUUGCUACAGAACUCAUUCCUGCCACUUUUGCUGUGAUGGGUCCGGAUCAAGUUUCGCCAUUCUGGGCUGUAUUAUUUUACUUUAUUCUAAUAAUGUUUGGAAUCGCUCAACAACUGGCAAUUUGGCAUAGCGUUAUUACUGGAAUUAUGGCGAUUAAAGUAAAUGUUUUAAAAUCAUGGGAAACCACCAUAACUUUUUUCAGUUGUGCUUGCGGAUUUGUAUUUGGACUACCCAUGGCCACUGAGCUUGGUAUUUAUGUAGUUUAUUUCUUGGACUACACUGUAGGAGGAAUGUGGUGGUUGAUCCUUAUUAUUUUGUUACAAAUUAUAGCUGUAUUUAUGGUCAGAGGGAGACCGUAUAGUGGAGAUACAGUAGUAACCGCUCUCUUUACCCCAUCCAGUCAUCCAUGUUUACUAAGUUGGGCACCACCCCUUUUAUCUUUUACCUGGAACGUUAUAUUACCUGUUGCUUUAAUGAUUUUAUGUAUUUCCACAUUUAAAAACGGUGGAUUCAGGGAAAUAUUCAUAUGGCAUCAUGCACCCUCAGCCGAAUAUUGGCCAUUAUGGGCAAGACAAGUUGGUUCAAUGAUUCAGUUGCUGCCCAUUUUUUGUAUUCCACUUGUAGCAGUCAUCCAAAGCUACAGAUAUUUAAAUAAUGGACCAAAUGAUAUUCUGGAGCGCAUACAGUUGUUGUAUCGUCCACCAAUUGGAGAACACAUGGAUGAUUUGGCAAUACAAGAAGCAGCUGUGGCUUCUCUUAAUAAUAAUACAACCAACCCAACAGCCAAUGUAAUUGCCGAGGACCCUCCACCAAAAUACACACCUCCGCCAUCAUACACGACAGCAACAGGUGCCAGAAUAGCAAAAUUCUUACGGCAGAGCAUAAGAAGAAGUGUAAGAAGAUUAGCCAGCGUUCUUGGAGAAAGUAGUAACACUAGACAAAGAGCCGCCAUUGCCAAUGCAAAUCUACAACCACCGCCUCCAGAUUAUAAUGCGGUUUUGGUGGAAAUGAACAAUACUACGACAACUGAUGUUUCGAUUGCAAUGACUGAUUCGCUUCCUCCACCCAGACUUUCCACUUUGGAACGACUGAGAAAUCUCACGCCAUCAUCCUCAACGCUUACUGCGGCUGAAGUGGCCUCGAUUUUGAGAAGCAGCUUUAGAAGAAGUACUUUAAGACCGACCAACCACAUAAGGAACACAAACUUUACAGAGAUACCUCCAAAUUUCAACGAAAACAACGGUUCGAUGGGCGCGGAGUUUUUAGUGAAUUCUGCUGCUCCGAUAGCAGAAUCUUCUCUGGUUAACGAUGAAAAUAAAUCGAAUAACGAUAAUCUUUCAACUGUGAUAUAGUUAGGUUUAAUUUAGACAAUUAUUUGUUCUUUACUGUGUAAAGAUAUUACCUGCUUGUAAUUCGUCUAUGUAUAUGUAGAUAUUAGUACAUUUUUAACUAAAAAACAAAAGUUAAUAGUUGUUCUUUUUCUAUUUAUUUAUUAUAUGUUUGUAACUUUUAAAUGUCCAAUAUUGUAUUAUUGUAUAAUGUAUAAAGAACUGAUAGUAUUAACUCUUAUACAAAAUAAAAAGACUAAACCUUUUAUAA
This is a messenger RNA of Brassicogethes aeneus, 4419 nucleotides long. The record is from the annotation of a GenBank genome assembly. Lineage: Eukaryota; Metazoa; Arthropoda; Insecta; Coleoptera; Nitidulidae.